AUGGGUAGACCAGACGUGGUAGACUUGACACAGGUCGAUUCUGAAAGUGAUCGCAGCGAUACCAACAACGACGACGACGUCUCCAUCGUCUACACGAUACCUGCUCUCAAGCGCCUAAAGCCAAGUCCGUCACCACCGCCAUCAACUAUCCAGACAUCUGCAUACACUGAAGUUCCCACCCAGCCCAACACCGUACUUGUGCUGGCUGAGGGCCGCUCGGUGUGUAGCGAGUUAGCAUUCAGCUUUAUCGACCUGACAACCAGCAAGUGCUGGGUGACGCAGUACGCUGACACUGCCAGCUUCGCCCACACCAUCUACAGCCUGACCUUCCUGCGCCCACACACUAUCCUGGUGCCCCGCGCCAUGUGGGUCGGCAAGUCAAAGUGUAUGCGAACGAUUCGCAGAUAUCUGCCCUGGGCGUCGGUGCAAAUGCUCGAUCGGAGAUUGUUUGACGAUGGCGCGGGCAUGCGUUUUGUAAGCGAGAUGUGUGUGCCAGAGAUCUUGCCUGGGUUGAGACGGUGCUUGAGGGAUAAGCAGUAUACAUAUGCAGCUGUUAAUGCCCUGUUUACAUACUUGGGCCAGAAUCACGACUGUGUGUAUGCAAAGGCGUCAGUCUACUUUGAAUACAGGCAGAUGGAAGCCAUUCCUUUAGAUCCUGGAGCGUGGCACGAUCUUCAACUUACCGAACCUUCAGGAUCGAGAAACAACAAGCAAAACUGCUCGCUACUUGCCUCCCUCAAGCAUACACAUACCAAAAUGGGCGAGCGCCUUCUCCGUGCCAACAUUCUGCAGCCGUCAACUGAUCUGUCAACCAUCACUGGGCGCCAAUGCGCAGUUGAGGAUCUCCUGGAUAAUGAGGACAUAUUUUUCAGCCUGUCGCUCUCCCUUGCAGAAUUCCCUGAUAUCGACAGCGUCAUAACCGCACUGGUUCGCUUGCCGGAGGCAAAAACUGUACGCCAAGCAACGCAGGUAAUCAACAACGUGCUGCAUGUAAAGCAUGUUCUGGAGACAUCGCUGGCCAUUGCUGGCUCGCUGAACGGGGCAGUGCAGAGUGAACUACUUUGUGAAAUCGCUACCAGCCUAGGCGAUUUGCGUGCUGGUGAGCUUUUGGCAGUAAUCCAUGCGGUGGUGCGCGCUGACAUACAGGUUGAGAAAUCGGCACAGGCGAUCCGCAGCCAGCGCUGCCACAUGGUAAAGGAUAGUGUCGAUGGGUUUCUCGAUGUUUCGCGCUCAAUCUUCGAUGCAGUGUCGCAGCAGGUUAUUGACCUUGUCGAGCAGUAUGCCAAUGAAUUACAGAUCUCGAUCAAGGCUGUGUAUCGGCCAAACAUUGGGUACAUCAUGUCAUGCAGGUCUGAUUGCUUCAGCGACGGUGUGCCGGAGGAGUUUUUGAAUUUUGUGCGCAAAAAGUCUCAGUGCACAUUCACGACGCUGGACUUGGUAAAGCUGAACAAUCGCCUGGCGUCGGUAGUCAGCGAGAUCAACAUAUUGACGGAAAAGGCUAUAAAAUCUGUUGCAGAUACAAUAAGCAGCAAUAUCGUCCUGCUAUACAAGAUAUCUGAGGCUGUUGCACUCCUGGAUAUGCUGGUGUCUUUUGCGCAUCUCUGCACUACUAGCGACUAUGUGCAGCCGCAAUUUUCAGAUGCAAUCAGCAUCGAAGAUGGGCGGCACCCUAUAAUCGAAUCGAUGGGCGACCCAGUGACCCCAAACAGGAUCAACACCGCUGACAAGACGUUCACCAUCAUAUCUGGGCCGAACAUGGGCGGCAAGUCGACGUAUCUAAGACAAGUUGCAUAUAUGGCUAUCAUGGCACAGAUCGGAUGCUACGUGCCAGCACGCUCGGCAACAUUCAAGGUAUUCGACAAGUUGUUUGUGCGUAUGAACAACGAUGACAGCAUUGCCGAGCACGAGUCCUCAUUUGUGCGUGAGAUGCGCGAUGUCUCGUAUAUCCUUCACACCUACAACCAGCACAGCCUGGUGCUGAUUGAUGAACUGGGUCGUGGCACUGCCACACAGGAGGGGAUGGCCAUCUGCCGUGCUAUCAGCGAAGAGCUGCUGGAAAGCCACGCCACUGUAUUCCUCACUACACACUUCCUCGAAUUGCCGCAUAUCCUCGGCGAGCACAGAAACUGCUCAAGACUGGUACUAUCUGAUCCGGUAAGUGCACGUAUUGCGUCCAUAUGAACGCGCUGAUAUAGGUCCAACUCGGUAGCAAGCAUAUUUCCAUAUCUCGUACUCUGUAGGACGCUGAAGAUGGUCGGCUGCAGAGGUACCGGGCUACCUGCGGCGAGCAGCCAGAGUCUCUGUACGGGAUCAAACUUGCCAGUCGCAUGGGGUUCCCCCAAGACGUCAUCGACAUUGCACGCAAGACUGCUGGUGAGAUUGGUGCCAAGCAUGAGGUCAAGUGUGAGGUUCAGGAUACAA
Linderina pennispora is the source of this 2421-nucleotide messenger RNA. RefSeq lists its product as uncharacterized. Bases 1 to 2181 code for a protein of 726 amino acids. Gene Ontology annotation, molecular function: ATP binding; ATP-dependent DNA damage sensor activity; mismatched DNA binding. The record is from RefSeq and is a predicted model, not a curated record. Lineage: Eukaryota; Fungi; Kickxellomycota; Kickxellomycetes; Kickxellales; Kickxellaceae. The transcript is spliced from 4 exons. Gene Ontology annotation, biological process: reciprocal meiotic recombination; mismatch repair. Gene Ontology annotation, cellular component: nucleus.